AUGAACGUGUUCAGACUCGUCGCCGAUUUGCUCCACCUGGGGUCAAUUUUCAUUCUCAUUGCGCGCAUACAUCAGACAAGGUCGUGCGCUGGAAUUUCUCUGAAGACCCAGGCUCUCUAUUUCCUCGUGUUCGUGACGCGCUACCUUGAUCUGUUCACGUCCUUCGUGUCCAUCUACAACACCUUGAUGAAGCUGUUUUUCCUGGCCCUGGACACCUUCCGCGUCGAGUACGUCCUGGUCGGCGCCGCCCUGUUCGCCCUGGUGUUCCCGCACAAGUACAAGGUCGUUGAAAUCCUCUGGUCGUUCUCCAUCUACCUUGAGGCCGUGGCCAUCAUGCCCCAGCUGUUCAUGAUGACGCGCACGGGCGAGGCUGACAACAUCACCAGCCAUUAUAUCUUCGCCCUGGGUGGCUACCGCGCCCUAUAUAUCGUCAACUGGAUCUACCGGUACUACUCCGAGGAUAAAUACUCCGAUUACAUUGCCUGGGUUGCUGGCAUCGUGCAGACCGGUCUCUACGCCGACUUCUUCUACGUGUACUUUACACGGGUGCUCAAGGGCAAGGAGUUCAAGCUGCCCGUGUAA
Linderina pennispora is the source of this 582-nucleotide messenger RNA. Its product is annotated as ER lumen protein retaining receptor. Gene Ontology annotation, biological process: protein retention in ER lumen; endoplasmic reticulum to Golgi vesicle-mediated transport. Bases 1 to 582 code for a protein of 193 amino acids. Gene Ontology annotation, molecular function: ER lumen protein retrieval receptor activity. Gene Ontology annotation, cellular component: cis-Golgi network; membrane; endoplasmic reticulum. The transcript is spliced from 2 exons. The record is from RefSeq and is a predicted model, not a curated record. Lineage: Eukaryota; Fungi; Kickxellomycota; Kickxellomycetes; Kickxellales; Kickxellaceae.